CCCGGCGCGGUCUCUGCACGGCGGCGGCGGCUCCAUUUUCUCCCGCUCCCGCGGCCCCGCAGAGCCCGGCUCGCUUCGGUCCCGGCCAGCGGAGCGACACCAGAGAGACGCCCCUCCCUCGCACCCCGUUCUUCCCUCCCCCGCGCCGCCAUGAAUGAGGAAUACGACGUGAUCGUGCUGGGUACCGGCCUCACGGAGUGCAUCCUCUCCGGGAUCAUGUCGGUGAACGGAAAGAAGGUUCUGCACAUGGAUCGUAACUCCUACUACGGAGGGGAGAGUGCAUCCAUUACACCUCUGGAGGAUCUCUACAAAAGGUUUAAUCUACCAGGAACUCCACCAGAGUCGAUGGGGCGAGGAAGGGACUGGAACGUGGACCUCAUUCCCAAAUUCCUUAUGGCUAACGGUCAGCUGGUAAAGAUGCUGCUCUACACAGAAGUCACUCGCUACUUAGACUUCAAGGUGAUCGAGGGGAGCUUCGUCUACAAGGGAGGGAAGAUCUACAAAGUUCCUUCCACUGAGGCAGAAGCUUUGGCAUCCAGCCUGAUGGGCUUGUUUGAGAAGCGCCGCUUCAGGAAGUUCCUGGUCUACGUUGCCAACUUCGACGAGAACGACCCCCGCACCUUCGAGGGGGUGGACCCCAAGAAGACCACCAUGAGAGAUGUCUACAAGAAGUUUGACCUGGGGCAGGACGUCAUCGACUUCACGGGACAUGCCCUGGCCCUCUACAGGACUGACGACUAUCUAGAUCAACCAUGCCAAGAAACAAUCAACAGGAUCAAGCUCUACAGUGAGUCUCUGGCCAGAUACGGGAAGAGUCCCUACCUUUACCCGCUCUACGGCCUGGGAGAGCUGCCCCAGGGCUUUGCAAGGCUAAGUGCUAUCUAUGGAGGCACCUACAUGCUGAACAAGCCCAUCGAGGAGAUCGUGAUAGAAAAUGGCAAAGUGGUUGGUGUCAAGUCUGAAGGAGAGGUGGCUCGCUGCAAACAGCUCAUCUGCGACCCCAGCUACGUCUCGGACCGCGUCACGAAGGUGGGCCAGGUGAUUCGGGUAAUCUGCAUCCUGAGCCACCCCAUCAAGAACACCAACGAUGCCAACUCCUGCCAGAUCAUCAUUCCACAGAACCAGGUCAACCGCAAGUCAGACAUCUAUGUCUGCAUGAUCUCCUCUGCACACAACGUGGCGGCGCAGGGCAAGUACAUCGCCAUCGCCAGCACCACCGUGGAGACCGCAGACCCCGAGAAGGAGAUCAAGCCUGCCUUGGACCUCCUGGAGCCCAUCGAGCAGAAGUUUGUCAGCAUCAGUGACCUGUUUGCUCCAACUGAUCUGGGCACUGAAAGCCAGAUCUUCAUCUCGCGCACCUACGACGCCACCACUCACUUCGAGACGACGUGCGACGACAUCAAGGACAUCUACAAGCGGAUGAUGGGCUCCGAGUUCGACUUCGAGGAGAUGAAGCGCAAGAAGAACGACAUCUACGGGGAGGAGGAGCAGCAGUAGCAGCCUCCCCCCGAGGAGAACCGGCAGAUGGGCUCAUGGCGAACAGGAAGGAACUUAAGGCAGCCUGUAAGGAAAGGCAAUGUGGUGAGGGCCUGCUUUGGUCAUCCCCUCUCGGAGAGAUGGAAGAGGUCUGCACUGGAGGUGCUGCAGGGUGUGGGGGCUGGGUUUGUUUUGGGGUAUCAUGUGUUUAACGCUCUCACCUUAGGGGCUGCUGUCCAGAAUCUGGCUAAUUACUGACUUGAUUUCCUAACUAACCUCCUGGAGGGGUGGACCCAACCUCCUUCCCCUCGGUUUUACUUCUCUGUUUGGUUUGGGUAGAUGUCGGUGCAGAUCUUUUGCUAACUCCCUGCCCCAAGCUGUGUUCUUGACCAUUUGUGUGUUCUGACCCUUGGUAACCAACCUUCCGUGGCUCCGUGCUUCUGGUGAGCUCCAGUAGGCAGUGACAUUUGUCACCCCAACCUGGUUCUAUCCAGCCAGGUCAAAUAGCAACUCUGAGCACUCCCAUCAUUGUGGACAGCAUCCUCUUUAUUCCCUCACCACCCCCCCCCCACCACCCCCUCCCCAUCCCUUUUUUUCCCCCCCCACCUAACUCCUCUGGCAAAGUUGUAUUUAUGGACAGAGUUCCCCAAGCACCAUCUCAUCACAGCAGCAAAAUUGUCAGCUUGGUUCUGGGCACAGAACUUUAACCUUUCUCCACUUGGAAGCUUCUCAAACCUCUGUUUACAUCGGGUGGGACACAGCUGUGCCUAAAAGGCUUUAUUAUUAUUAUUUUUGGGGUUAUUUUUUGUUUCUCUUUUUUUUUUUUUUUUCUUUGGGGUUAUUUUUUCCCCUUCCCCCCCCCCCCCCUUUUUCUUUUUUUUUUUUUUGGUGUUUUAAUAAAAAUGGAGAGAAACAAAUUACAGAGCAGGCAAGAUUGUGGAAGUGUUUUUCUGGGGAGGAUGGACCAAAAAAGGGCGCUGCGGUAUCGAUAUGACAGAGCCUUCAGCUUCUCCUUGUCUCCUUUUGAAAAGGCUCCAGAUGAUUUCUGUACUGCGAAGUAAAGCCAAAUUCUGGAAACCA
Messenger RNA from Pogoniulus pusillus (Red-fronted tinkerbird), 2556 nucleotides. It is a transcript of the gene GDI2, whose product is annotated as GDP dissociation inhibitor 2. The transcript has 11 exons. Gene Ontology annotation, cellular component: cytoplasm. Gene Ontology annotation, biological process: protein transport; vesicle-mediated transport; small GTPase-mediated signal transduction. NCBI's taxonomy places the organism in Eukaryota, Metazoa, Chordata, Aves, Piciformes, Lybiidae. Gene Ontology annotation, molecular function: Rab GDP-dissociation inhibitor activity. The coding region runs from base 151 to 1497 and encodes 448 amino acids. The record is from RefSeq and is a predicted model, not a curated record.